Myodes glareolus (Bank vole) is the source of this 3746-nucleotide messenger RNA. NCBI's taxonomy places the organism in Eukaryota, Metazoa, Chordata, Mammalia, Rodentia, Cricetidae. The record is from RefSeq and is a predicted model, not a curated record.
GGGAGUUGUAGUUUUGGAGCUUGGCGUUACCGGGGAAUUUUGCCUGCAGAGGUUGGAGAUUCUGUGAAUGCGUUCCUUCGAGGAAGGGUCCUGAGUGGACAGUGUGAGCUGUGGCUGAAAUCCAGCUCAUUCUUGUCAUCACACCACACUGAGAAGCGGACACCGUGGCUGGUGCUGGUCACGUAAUUCAGCCACAUGGGCUGGAAACAUGGCUGACCAGAGUCUCAUGGCUGUCUUCCCUCCCUGAUUACGUCUUCCCCAGACUCAGCUGUGCCCCAGGAAGACAACAGGAUGACCAAGGUCAAGAAGACCGAGGUUGAAGUUGAGUGUUUGGUGUCACAGGAGAUGGUGACGUUCAAGGACGUGGCUGUGGUCUUCAGCGAGGAGGAGCUGGGGAUGCUGGACACUGCCCAGAGGAAGCUGUACUGCGACGUGAUGCUGGAGACUUUCAGGAAUGUGGUGUCACUGGGGCAUCAGCUCAUAACUCCAGAUGCUUUUCCCCAGCUCAAGAGAGAAGACGUGCUUUGGAUGUUGAUGAUGACUAGCUGCAGCAGUGAGUCUACAGGAGCCAGGAAUCUAAAUGAGAUGGAGUUGCUUCAGGAGGUAGGAUGGAGGUACCUGCCGCACGAGGAGUUUUUCUGCUCACGAAUCUGGCACCAAGUUACAAAGGAGUUAACUCAGGGUCGAGAGCCUGGAGAAACUGGUUCUCCAUUGGGGAAACAGGAUGGUGUCCAGUGUGAAGAAGCCGGCUUCAGUAAACAGUCUGGUCAGAAUUCAUUUCUUCAAGAUCACCCUGGAGAACGCCGUGAAGAAGAGACACGUGUGAAAAUUUCCGGUUGCAGCCACCAUCUUCACGCUCUUCCAGGAGAGAAGCCUUACAAGUGCGAGAACUGUGACACCUUCCAUCUGGUCUCAAGUCUUCAGUUUCACCAGAGAGUGCACAAGAGACACAGAUCACACCAGUCUGACACACUGUUUAGAAAUCUCGGUCAAAGACUACCUCUUCAUUACCACCAGAGCGUCCCCACUGGAGAAAACUCAAACGAAUAUGAGGAGUGUGCACCUCUUGGGAAAAACUCACGUGGUGAGACCCCUCUGUUAGUCCACACAGGAGAGGGCCCCCACAAAUGUGAGGCGGGUGGGGCAGGCUUCAGUCAGAGCACGUAUCUUCAAGUGGAUCAGCGAGUCCGUACUGGAAAGGAAUCAUUUCAGCGUAAGGAAUGUGGGAAGGGCUUCAGCUGGUUUUCACGGCUGCGUGCCCAUCAUCGAAUCCACACCGGAGAGAAACCGUACAGAUGUGAUGCCUGUGGCAAGGGCUUUAGCUACAGCUCACACCUUAACAUCCACUGUAGAAUGCACACAGGAGAAAAGCCCUAUAAGUGUGAGAAGUGUGAGAGAGGCUUCAGUGUAGGCUCGCACCUCCAUGCUCAUCAGAAAAGCCACACUGGAGAGAAGCCGUACAAAUGCGAGGCAUGUGGGAAAGGUUUCUGUCGGACCUCUAAUCUUCUGGACCAUCAGCGAGGCCACACCGGAGAGAAGCCCUAUCAAUGUGGUGCUUGUGGGAAGGGCUUCAGUCGGAGUUCUGACUUUAACGUUCAUAUUAGAGUCCACACGGGCGAAAAACCCUAUAAAUGUGAGGAAUGUGGGAAAGGCUUCAGCCAGGCCUCAAACCUUCUGGCCCACCAGAGAGGCCACACUGGUGAGAAACCCUACAGAUGUAAUACGUGUGGGAAGAGCUUCCGUCGGAGUUCAGAUCUGAACGUUCACUGUAGAAUCCAUACCGGAGAGAAACCCUACAAAUGCGAGACAUGUGGCAAAGCCUUCAGUCAGUUCUCGAGUCUUCAGGUGCAUCAGCGGGUCCAUACGGGAGAGAAACCGUACCAGUGUGCAGAGUGUGGGAAGGGCUUCAGUGUGGGUUCACAGCUCCAAGCCCACCAGAGGUCCCACACCGGAGAAAGACCCUAUCAGUGCGAGGAGUGCGGGAAAGACUUCUGUCGGGCCUCCAAUUUUCUAGCCCAUCGCGGAGUCCAUACAGGAGAAAAACCCUACCAAUGCGACGUGUGUGGCAAACGCUUCCGGCAGAGGUCCUACCUCCAAGCCCACCAGAGGGUUCACACCGGAGAGAAACCGUACAAGUGCGAGGUGUGUGGGAAAGGCUUCAGCUGGAGCUCAUAUCUUCAAGCCCACCAGAGGGUUCACACUGGAGAGAAACCGUACAAGUGCGAGGCGUGUGGGAAAGGUUUCAGCUGGAGCUCCAGCCUUGUGAUUCACCAGCGAGUCCAUGCUGAUGCUGAAUAUGGCAAGGGUCUUUUUUCAGCGGAGGAUUCAUAUGGGAAAUAAACUCUACAAACUUACAUUUUAAUAUGUCAAGAGGAUGCUGAGCUGUCUAAUCCAAACUGUCAAAGAGCACAGAGAAAUCAUCUCAUAAUUGGGAGUGUAUAUUAGCUAGAGUUAUCAUAGAUUCUCAUGGCGUUUGGGAGACCAGAUAUAAGUGGGAACUAAUGUGGACCUUUGAUUGUUUCAUUCAGAAUCUUGACCCUAAUCAGAUACGGAUCAGAUGAGAUGCCCGGAAAAGACAAACCUGACCUGGGAUUAACUAGAAGCACAAACCUGUUCAGUAGGAUUUACACUUCAAUAGAAGGGAGACAUCAUUCACAGUCAAAUUUUCUCUGCCUUUUCAGUGCCUUUCAAUAAAUGUUAAGAAAGCCAGACAAAAUGGCUCACAGUUGUAAUUCUAGCUCUCAGGAGGCUGAGGGGAGAGGUUUUCUAUAGGAUCAACCUGAGUUAUGGCGUGAGACCCCCAUCUCAACAUACCAAAAAUACUAACAAUAAGCCGUGAGAGGAACAAUCGUUUGAAAGGUUUUAUUAAAUUCUUUCCCAGAGUUUCUAUAAAGACAUUCUCAGAAGUGUUCCAGAAGGCUUGCAGAGCAUAUGAAUUAGAUGUCUAUGCUCCUUUCCCCAAAUCUACAAGGAAUAUCGGUCAUACUGAAGCUCCUGUGUGCAGACGCGGCGGCGUGGACAGCGCUUCUGUAUGCUAACAGUGCCAAUAUGCACAAGUCACAUUUCUGCCUUCCUGAGUUUGGACAAGUGGAUUCACAUGUAAUUCUCUCCAGCACCAGUGUCUGAACACUCCUGCUAAGCAGCUUUAUGUCCAUUUCCCGUCAGCCCUACCCUCAGUGACAACAAGUGCGGCUCCCACAUUGUACUUUGUGUGGGUUUGUUCUUGAGCUUCUAGUAGAUUAAAUGUGGACUAUUGAAUCUUAUCUCAAUAGAUGAAAAAAAAAAACCACUGUAGCAGAAGUUUCCAUCUGUUCUUGGGAAUAAACGUUCUUAGUGAGGUAAACUGUGUCCUAGUCAAAUAUGGUGGUGCACAUCUGCAAUCUCAGCACUGGGUAGGUAGGGCCAAAUAUGGUGGUGCACACUGUCAGGUGUGGGAAUAAAUGAGGUACACUUCACAUGAAAGUAUUAGUAGGGAGUUUCAGGAUCAUUCAAAUCCUGAAAUCACCUGUGUUUGUUUUUCCAAACAACUUUUAUAUCAAGGUAAACUGAAGGAGGGCAGGCAGUACAAACUUCCUUAGCAUUGUUUUCUAGGUAGUGGGGGAAUGACUUAGGUUAUAUCCUGUCCAUGGCUAUUUUGUUACAUAGACUGAAAACACCUCUUCCCCAGGUGACCUCCUAAUUUACAAUAGAAGAAGCAAAACGACAUUAGCACACCUGCAAUCUCAGCACUCGGGAGGUAGGGUCAA